Molecule: messenger RNA, 1810 nt
Organism: Hyla sarda
Lineage: Eukaryota; Metazoa; Chordata; Amphibia; Anura; Hylidae
Product: bile acid receptor-like
Exons: 11
Coding region: 115-1656 (513 amino acids)
Biological process (GO): positive regulation of transcription by RNA polymerase II; lipid metabolic process; bile acid signaling pathway
Molecular function (GO): nuclear receptor activity; RNA polymerase II cis-regulatory region sequence-specific DNA binding; zinc ion binding
Source: RefSeq, a predicted model, not a curated record
AAGACAUCAGGCUUAAUUAGACUCCGAAACUUGCAGUGGUGCCUACAUCUGGAGAUACCAGGCUCAUCCAAGCUGUAUGAAUUCUCUGAAGAAAAGUAAAAGUAAUACGUGUUAAUGAGACAGUGGGAAGGAUUGGAGCAGACCAUGGCAAACAGCUAUGUAACAGUUCCUGAUGCAUACUGUCUUGCUGAACCUUUACCAUAUUAUGACGUCCUGCCAGAUCACAUUAAUUAUCAACUUCCAGAAUCAGACUUUCAGGUGACUCCAUAUUGUCAGUAUACAAAUGCUCCUUACUCCCCUGUGUUGCAAUCCUCAACAUCACAAUGCCACUACAGUGCGUAUAGUUUGGAGACUUCCUAUGGUGAUGGACAAUAUGUCCUUAGCACGUGUGAAAUGAAUAAUCCACCUUUAAAUGUUACGCAUAACAUGGAAGAAAUGUACCCUACUGUAAAGAGGACAAGAAUUAGUCAUUCCAACAUCCGGAUAAAGGGACAUGAAGAACUUUGUGUCGUAUGUGGAGAUAAGGCUUCGGGGUAUCAUUACAAUGCACUUACAUGUGAAGGGUGUAAAGGUUUCUUUCGUCGUAGCAUUACCAAAAAUGCUGUGUAUAGAUGUAAAAAUGGUGGACACUGUGAGAUGGACAUGUACAUGCGGAGGAAGUGUCAAGAGUGUCGGCUAAAGAAGUGUAAGGCUGUUGGCAUGCUUGCAGAAUGUUUGUUAACUGAAGUACAAUGUAAGUCAAAGAGGCUCAGGAAAAACUGUAAGCAAAACAGCUCAAUAUUAUGUAAUGUGAAAAUGGAAGAUGAUGCAAAUGACAGCAGACAAGUUUCAUCAACUACAAAGUCGGCAAAACAGGUAGUAACACGACUGGAACUGACAGCUGAAGACUGCAAGCUCAUUGAUCAUUUAGUUACUGCAUAUCAAAAAUAUGGCUCCCCAGUAGAUGAUCAAAAAUUAUUACUAGAAGAAUCAGCAAAUCCAGAAGAAAUAUUCUAUUAUAUCUCUGAAGCAGCUAUGAUGCAUGUUCAAGUGCUUGUAGAAUUCACAAAAAGGAUACCAGGGUUUGAAAUUCUGGAUCACAAUGAUCAAAUUGCUCUUCUAAAGGGAUCCACUGUUGAAGCAAUGUUUUUACGUUCAGCCCAAAUGUACAAUCAAAAAGCAACAGCGUGCUCACAGCUAGAAAAUGGACUUGCAAAAUACCAAAGCCACACAGAAGAUUAUUACCACAUUCAGGAUUUUGACAGAUGUCCUCUGUAUUCCUCAGGACCUAAUCCUCGGCAAAAUACACAAACAUUUAAUACAGAUCUCACAGAAGAAUUUAUUACUCCACUGUUCAACUUUUAUAGAAGUAUGGGCUCCCUCAAUGUGACUGAUGCAGAAUAUGCUUUACUCUGUGCGAUAACUGUGUUCUUUUCAGAUCGCCCAUUCUUAAAAAACAAGAAUGGUAUUGAAAAACUGCAGGAACCACUUUUAGGAAUUUUACACAAGUAUUCAAAGAUUUACCACCCCGAAGACCCACAGCAUUUUGCACGACUAAUUGGACGCUUGACUGAGCUAAGGACCCUUAACCACAAUCACUCAGAAGUUCUGUUAUCAUGGAAAACCAGAGAUACCAAGCUAACCUCCUUGCUUUAUGGUGGUUGGGACUUUCACUAAAUUCUUCACUGUAACCAUCAUUAUGAUUACCUAAUUUAUGGAAAUACAUCAGUUCUGUUGGACACUGUUUUGUGAUACACACAUGUAAAGGGCCCAAGCCUUCUUCACCAUUUAGACUUAUCUUUAGGUUUUUGUUUCUCUAUUGUGUACUUUC